Molecule: messenger RNA, 1260 nt
Organism: Striga asiatica
Lineage: Eukaryota; Viridiplantae; Streptophyta; Magnoliopsida; Lamiales; Orobanchaceae
Source: the annotation of a GenBank genome assembly
CCAGAGCAAAAGCCUCAAUCUUGCAAUCCCUUUUUCUCAAUUGAGAACAUGGCGCCUGUGUUUAGCAGAAGCCUGGCAUCUGCUUCAGUUUCCCCAAUCCCAUUCACGCCAGCAUCUUUUUCUUCGAAGAAUUACAGUAAAAGCAACCAGUGCUUCUUGAGAAGCGCUUUUUUUCCGAGAAAUGGGUUGAGAAGCAGGUUUUCGAGAAGUGGGCUGGACUGUAAAGUGGCGAGGAAGGAUUACAGGUUGGCGGCGCUGAGGUGUGAGGCCACAGCCGCCGUGGCCGAGAACAAGACCGCCGAUAGCCCUGGAGAGACACAUGAAUAUCAAGCUGAGGUGAGCAGAUUGUUGGACUUGAUAGUUCAUAGCUUGUACAGCCACAAGGAGGUGUUCCUUAGAGAGUUUGUUAGUAAUGCAAGUGAUGCUCUUGAUAAAUUGAGGUUCUUGAGUGGACACCGGUAUUGGCAUGACCAAGGAGGAGCUUUUAUAGAGUGUCUUGGAACCAUUGCACAAAGUGGCACUUCCAGAUUCUUGAAGGCUCUGAAGGUGGAAGAAGAGGAGGAACCAAAAGAGGGAGAAGAAAAACCUGAGGAAGAAAAGAAGAAGACUAAAAAGAUCAAAACCGAAAAAUACUUGGACUGGAAAUUGGCAAAUGAGACGAAACCCAUAUGGAUGCGUAAUCCCAAGGAAGUUGAAAAUGAGCAAUACAAGAAUUUUACAGGAAGACAUUUAAUGAAUUUCUGGAGCCACUUGCCUACACCCAUUUUUGAUUUCACUACAGAGGUUGAGUUCCGAAGUGUACUCUAUAUUCCUGGAAUAGCACCUCUUAACAAUGAAGAGGUUAUGAAUUCCAAGACUAAAAAUAUCCGUUUGUAUGUGAAGCGUGUCUUCAUUUCAGAUGAUUUUGAUGGUGAACUUUUCCCAAGGUACCUGAGCUUUGUGAAGGGUGUGGUGGACUCGGAUGAUCUUCCCCUUAAUUUUUCAAGAGAGAUCCUUCGAGAGAGCCGAAUUAGACUUGUUAAGAAGACAUUUGAUGUGAUACAGGAUAUUUUGGAAAAUGAGAAUAAAGAGGAUUACAAAAAAUUCUGGGAGAAUUUCGGUAAGGUUUUGAAGUUGGGUUGCAUUGAAGACACUGGAAACCACAAGAAGAUAACACCAUUGUUGAGGUUUUUCUCUUCCAAGAGUGAGGUAGCGCCCAUAAGCUUAGAUAACUAUUUCGAGAAUAUGGGUGAAAACCAAAAAGCUAUCUAUUACAGCUAA